GUGUGUCAACUUGUUAUUGUCUGUGUUGAUCAGUGUCAUCUGAAACAAUAUGAGUAUAUAAGCGUCGAUGUAAUAGUUGGUUUGAUAUUUUAUUGUAGUCGAGAAAGAGAGUCACUAAUUCCUUCAUCCGACGUGUGGACAAUCGAACUGACAAUGAAAUAUAUCAAGAUGCUCAUCAUGAUGUUUAUAGUACACAUUGCAAUGAUUCAAAUCGUCCAGUCAGGUGGUGAUAUGGAAAAAACAGAUAACGGAAAUGGAAAAGUAGAUGUAGUAUUGGGGUCUAACGGUAUCAAUGUGAAAAAAGAUGGCGAAUCUAUUGUUACCAAAAUUAAGAAACCUGAUGGCAACGACAAACUUACUGGUAUCAAUGCGAAAAAAGAUGGAGAAUCUAUUGUUACCGAAAUUGAGAAACCUGAUGGCAACGACAAACUAUCUGGUAUCAGUGUGAAAAAAGAUGGAGAAUCUAUUGUUACCAAAGUUGAGAAACCUGGUGGCAACGACCAACUAUCUGGUUAAAAUGUGCAUUCUGACACAUGAAAAGCAAUUUCAGGACAUCAACAUGCGGUGAUAUAGUGAUGAUUUCUCUUCCAUUUGGUUUACAACUUUGUUUUUAAUAAUUAGUUAAUAAAGAUAUUUGCAACAGAA
Messenger RNA from Schistosoma margrebowiei, 645 nucleotides. Lineage: Eukaryota; Metazoa; Platyhelminthes; Trematoda; Strigeidida; Schistosomatidae. The record is from the annotation of a GenBank genome assembly.